Syzygium oleosum is the source of this 708-nucleotide messenger RNA. RefSeq names its product basic form of pathogenesis-related protein 1-like. The coding region runs from base 58 to 549 and encodes 163 amino acids. The transcript has a single exon. The record is from RefSeq and is a predicted model, not a curated record. NCBI's taxonomy places the organism in Eukaryota, Viridiplantae, Streptophyta, Magnoliopsida, Myrtales, Myrtaceae. Gene Ontology annotation, cellular component: extracellular region.
AUUAGUGCUCGUCAUCAUCAUCACAAACACUCUCAAAACCCUUCAAAUUGGCUGGUUAUGGCUUCUUUUGUUAAGCCCUCACUAGCAAUUAUAUCCCUCACCUUCCUCUUGGCCAUUGCUGAAACCUCAUUAGCCCAAAGCAGCCACCAGGACUUUGUCGACGCGCACAAUGCAGCCCGUGCCCAGGUAGGGGUGGCCCCGCUAGCGUGGAACGACACCGUUGCUGCCUAUGCCCAAAGAUAUGCCAACAAGCGGGCCGCCAGUGGCUGCGCCAUGGAGCACUCGAUGGGCCCUUAUGGUGAGAACCUGGCAGAGGGCUAUGGCGAGCUGAGCGGUGAAGAUUCUGUGAAGAUGUGGGUGAGUGAGAGGGCCAACUACGACCAUCGCUCCAAUGCUUGUGUCGGUGGCGAGUGCUUGCAUUACACACAGGUUGUGUGGAGGAGCUCGAUUCAUCUUGGGUGUGCUAGGGUUAAGUGUAGCAAUGGGUGGUGGUUCGUGACUUGUAAUUAUGAUCCCCCGGGGAAUUACGAAGGUGAACGUCCCUAUUAAUUUACUACUAAUGAUCGUACUUUUCAUUUGCAUUUGUGACAUAAAGUUAAUGUGUACUAGAGACAUUUACUAGCUAUAGCUAGCUAGGUGUUCUCCUAGUUGAAGUUGAAUAUUAAUGGAUUAUGCCCCCACUCCAAUGAGAAAAGCAUGUUCCUUCAA